AAAGAAGUUAAAGCUGUCUCUACACUGCUUAGAAGCAAGACGUCCUGGGGAAAGCUCCUAAAUCAAGCUAUUUAACCUAAAUUUACAGGUGGAUCAUUUAAUUUGAGGAUUCCAUACAAUAAUAUUUUCUCCAUUAAUUCAAAAUGUUCACUGAACUAUGGAAAAGUGAUCAUUUGGUUUUCUUGUAUUAUGUGGUGGUAAUACUGAUAUGUCCUAAAAUAUCCUUGAGUGUGAAAGAUUGCAGUGAUGUGGAGUGUAAACCACUAGUCAACUGUAUUGAAGAGGCCAUUUUGGAAGAUUCUUGUUGUCCUACAUGUACACAAUCUGGAUGUUCUUGUGAAGGCUACCAGUAUUAUGAUUGUGUAAAUGUUGGAUUUAAAGAUGGAAAGGUUCCAGAAGGAGAAUCUUACUUUGUUGACUUUGGAAGUACUGAAUGUUCUUGUCCUCAAGGAGGAGGAAGGAUCAGCUGCCUCUUUAUUCCUUGCCCCGAAUUACCUCCAAACUGCAUUGACAUCAUCCAGCCAGCAGAUGGCUGUGUUCAAUGUGGAAGAAUAGGGUGUAUUCAUGGCGGUGAGAAGUAUGAAGCCGGCUACACAUUUCAUAUGCCUGCAUGUAAGUUUUGUCACUGCCCUAAUGCUGGGGGUGAAUUAAUGUGUUAUGCUCUGCCCCAAUGUGAAAUGGGUGCGGAAAACUCUACUCAUACCACAGAUACUCUAGAGAGUGAUACAGAGAGACAAUAUGAUUAUCCAUACAGUAUUGAACAAGAUGCUCUAGAAUCAACAAACAUUGAAGUAAUGGAAAAAAAUAAUAAUUUUAAAAGAAACGCAAUGCAUGAUGGUUCAAUUUUGGACUACGAGGAUCAUUUGGAUGAGUCAUUAAACACUAUACCAACGACCGCAUUUCCUAUUAAAUUAGCAGAACUUACAACUUCACAUGAUGAAACGCAUCAAUCAUCUCAAAACGAAAAACUUAGUUUGUCAUUAUUUCAUUCGCACAGUACAGAAAGCACGAAUACAAAGGAACCAACAACAUCAAAUAACGUUGAUGAUUAUAUAACAGAAACAACCACACAUCUAAUCCACCAAGAUAUUUUGGGAUUACAAAAGCAAACACAAGAAAUGAUUAAAGAACAAACUGACUUCACCACAGCUUCAUAUACUGGAAACACCACUAGCAGGAAGCUGGAUUUACAAAUAAACACUACACAGCAUACAACCCCAGCAUUGGAAAUUAAAGUAGAAAAUGAUUUCCCCAAAGAAGAAAGGAAAGAAAAUGAUUUCUCAAAAGAAAUGUCUACUCCAACAGCUGUACAUUCCAUUACGCUACAAAAAGAAUACAGCCAAACCACUUUCACAGAGAUUCCUCAGAAUGUGGAGGAACAAGGACGAUCCAAUGUUAUUGUGAAUUAUCCAAAAAUAGAAGAUGGGCCGACAAAAGAUAUUAUCGAAACAUGUUGUGCAGCAGGUCAGCAAUGGUCCAUUGACAAUGGAGAAUGUGAGAACAUGCCUCUUAGCACUUCUGAGGUUUGCAGAUUGGCUGAAAAACAAUGUUGUGUUUCCUACAUAAAAGAAAACACGUGUAUUGCUGGAAUGAUUGCAGCUAAGGAAGAUGGAAUCUGUCUAUCUGCAGAGAAUGAUUCAUGUGAAAAAUCAUAUUUUAAGCUCUGCUGUGAUUGUUGUUCUAUGGGUCUGAAGUUACGAGCAGAGGGCAGUUCAUGUGAGUCGAACCUUAAUUUGGGUUUUCCAUGUAAUCAUAUGAUGACUUCCUGCUGCAAUGGUGAAGAACAGCUGAUUCCUCCAGAUAUAAAAAUUUUCCCUAAACCUGAACCAACAUCAAGCCCGGAGAAAGAUAUUGAUGAAUGUGAUUUGAAUACACACACGUGCAUUAAAGGAGAGCGAUGUGUUAAUACAGUUGGAUCAUUUAUAUGCAUUCAAGAAGUAAUCUGCGAAAAUGGCUAUGCUCUUGUAGAUGGUGUUUGUCAAGAUAUAAAUGAAUGUUCGUCUAAUCCUGUUCCAUGCAAGCAAGGUUUUCAUUGUUUAAAUACCCUGGGAUCCUAUGUAUGCCAGAGAAAUGAACUGAAAUGUAACAAAGGAUAUCAUGCAAAUGAAAAUGGAACAAAAUGUAUUGAUAUUGACGAAUGUGAACUUAAUAUACAUAAUUGUUCCAAUGAACAAUCCUGCCAAAAUAUACCUGGAACCUAUCGUUGUAACUGCAAGAUGGGAUAUCGUUAUGAUUCCUUUAGAAGAAUAUGUGUAGAUAUAAAUGAAUGUUGGGCUUACCCAGGCCGUCUGUGUCAUCACACAUGUGAGAAUACGGUAGGAUCCUAUAAGUGCACCUGUCUUCCUGGAUUUCAGCUAUCACAAGAUGGAAAGCAAUGUGAAGAUAUCAAUGAAUGUGCAAACAAUCCAUGUAACCAAGAGUGUUCUAACAUAUAUGGGUCAUAUCAGUGCUACUGCAAGGAAGGAUACAAGCUUGCGGAUGAUGGCGUCACUUGUGAAGAUAUUGAUGAAUGUUUUCAGAACAUUGGAAGUCUUUGUAUUUUCCGCUGUGUUAACACACUUGGCAGCUACAAGUGCGCCUGUCCUGACUAUGGCUACGAAAUGUUGGCAAAUGGACGAACAUGUAAAGAUAUUAAUGAAUGUGAACGAGGAUCACAUAACUGUACUUCUACAGAGAGCUGCUACAAUAUCCAAGGAAGCUUUAAAUGUCUAAGCUUAGAUUGUCCUGAGAACUAUAGAAGACUUUCAGAAGCGUCUUGUGAAAGAAUUUCCUGCUUCAGUAAUCAGGACUGUCAAAAUACUCCUGUACGCAUUACUUACCAUCGACUGAAUUUUCCAACUGGUGUUAUCACCCCUGCACAAAUUUUCCGAAUCGCACCAUCACCAGCUUAUGCCGGAGAUAAUAUCAUACUAGAUAUCAAGAAAGGAAAUGAAGAAAAUUAUUUCACUACUCGGAAACUUAAUCCCUAUACUGGUGUUCUUUAUCUUCACCGACCCAUCAAGAAGUCAAAAGAUUUCUUGUUAAAUGUUGAAAUGAAAUUGUUCCGUCAAGGGGUAGUCACAACAUUUCUUUCUAAGCUCUAUAUAUUUAUUACUGCUCCCAUUUCAUAAUGUUUACAACAACAACAUAUUAACCAAGGAAAAAUAUUUCAGAUGUACAUUUGUAAAUUACAUUGUGCUAGUUCAGUGAUGCUUAACCAUAGUGGACACACCAAGGCAGUAAUUGACACUUCACGUUCAGUGGUUACAACUGGUUUUCCCUGUGGCUGCCAUCUCAUUCUUGGAAGGAAUAAAUGUCCAUUUUUAGUACCCUAAAACACAGAUCUAUUUUACUUCACAAAUCAUCAACUCAUCUUCCUCAGUUGAAUUUCCCUCUUAAAGGGACAUGGAAUACCUUGUAAUUAACAAGAAUGUUCACUUUCUUGCAAUAAAUUAACAUACCAACUAACUGUGAACACAUUCUGAAUGCAUUAACACUUUGUUGCAGUUGUUUUUCAGCAGCCAAACUCCCCCAAUUAUUUGCCUUGUUUAAAGGAACCAAUCUAAACAAGUUUCACCAUUUUCAAAGUUAAACUACAGGAAAUAAAUCAUGAAAAUAUAUUAAAAAGUAUGUUGUUGUUUUUUUUUAAUACACAUAAUUAGUAUUAAAAAUCAAUGAGACAAAAUAAGUAUCCCUUGGCAAUCGCUUAUAGCAAUAAUCUACAAUACCAUAAUUAUAGAAAAACUUGUGUAUUAAACCUGCAUAAAGCACAACCUUAUUCCUUGCUAUUGAAUACUUAUAUUUCUCUUUUAUUUUUGUAUCCAGCAUACACCACUAUAUUUAUGGGAUUGGUUCCUGUAUUAAACGUUGAAAGGAACACUAAACACCAAAUAAAUACUAAGCAGAUUGAUUAUCCUGAGUAUAAGAUGCAUUUUUAAAGUUAUGUUAAGUGUUUAAAAUUAAAAAACAUACGUUUAAAGUUUUAGUGCUCAUAAUGCAAUGAAGACCACCAUUUUGUAACCUAGGUUACCUUCUCUGCCGAGGUCAUUUAAGGACAGUUAUAAAUGAGUCACUAGUGUAUGCAACCAAUGACUGUUAGGAAUAUAGCAGUGUUAAACCUGUAGUCUGCACUUCCCACGUUAACAAGAUUUUGGAAGCUCACAAUGUUCAGAAUUAAAUUACAGUAAAAUGGAACAAGAUAAAUUAUUAAACUAUAUUGCUAAGUAACUUUAUUACAUAUAAUUCAUUUUUUAUGUUACAAUCUUAAAGUUUUCCUUUAAUGGGUUUAUGAAAUGAUCACAAUCGACCACAACGAUACUUUUGUAGAUUGACUACACAUCAUUAUACAUUUUAUAUUACAAUCUUAAAAGGUUUCAUGUCCUUUUAACCCACUAUAAAACACAGUCUGGCCCUGAUUCUAAAGAGAUCCUUGAGCUGGUGACAUUCUAUAAGAAUGCUAGCCAGCCCUUCUAUUUCCCUGGUGGAAUUAUAUUAAAGGGACAGUCUACAUCAUAAUUGUUAUUGUUUUAAAAGAUAGAUAAUCCCUUUUUUACCCAUUCCCCAGUUUUGCAUAACCAACACAGUUAUAUUUAUAUAUUUUUUACCUCUGUGAUUAUCUUGUAUCUAAGCCUCUGCAAACUGCCCCUUUAUUUCAGUUCUUUUGACAGACUUGCAGUUUAGCCAAUCAGUGAUAGCUCCCAGGUAACUUCACGUGCAUGAGCACAGUGUUAUCUAUAUGAAACACAUGAACUAACACCCUCUAGUGGUGAAAAACCUGUUAAAAUACAUUCUUAAGAGGUGGCCAUCAAGGUCUAAGAAAUUAGCAUAUGAACCUACUAGAUUAAGCUUUCAACUAAGAAUACCAAGAGAACAAAGCAAAAUUGGUGAUAAAAGUAAAUUGGAAAAUUGUUUAAUAUUACAUGCCCUAUCUGAAUCAUGAAAGUUUGUUUUGGACUAGACUGUCCCUUUAAGCCACAGUCACUCUUUACCCUGAAAACAGGGUGUCUCGCUAAGGGGCGUAUACUGCAUAUUUGUAUGGUGGGAAGGAGAUGUGCAUAUACAUUGCAAAAGUGUACAAUAAAAUUCGUAAUUUUAAAAUUCUUACAAAAUGAAUAAUUGAACCAUUCACACUAAAAUAUGCGGGGGGAAAUUGUAUUGUAUUAAAAUUUGUGACAAAAUAGUUCACCAAAAAUCACAUUUUAUCAAAAACGUAAAAUUUGUAGGUAAAUUACACAGAAAUAAAUUGUAUUAACUAUGUCCAGCAUAAAUCAUCAUUUUAGUAUACUGGAUGAGCAAAAAACAAAGCAAAAAGUUUAUACUUAAAAGUACAAAAUAAAAAGUGUAAUUCUUUUUUCGUAGAAUGGGCUGAACAUAAGCGUUCCAUGGGCAUAUAUGAGAUUUUCUCUCAAAUCCAAAAUAAUUCUGUAAACAUUUUCUCACGAGAUAAAACGUGGCGAGUUUUCACCAAAAUACCCAAAAACACUAAUUAUUCUGGAAAGAAAACUUAUGCAUACGAAAAUUACAGUGAAUUUAAAAUACAGUACACUGAGAACAACGUAAUUUGAUUUGUAUUAAGAGUAAUAUUCAUAUUUUAAAAUACGCCAGUUUCCCCUUUAUUGCGAACUUUUAUCUAGCAGAGAGCUCUCAUUAUUUGUAUGUGAGUCACCUCGCCACUCACCUUUUUUUGUAGAAUUUCAUGAGGGCUGCCCCUGUUUAACUGGCAAAGUUUUUAGAAUCGGAGCCUCUGUGAGAGCACUCAAUUUAUAAAAAAAAAUCCUAGUGACUUUAUCUAAAUCUGCGCACAUUUUUUUAUAAAAUAGCUACUGAUUUCUGGUUAUCAAAUAUAUUCCUAAAAGAUGCAUUCUAAACAAAUAUAUAUAUAUUUAUUUACAUGCUUUUACAUUCCUAAGUAACCUGUUUAUUUGUGUUAUUUACUUAUCUAGGUCUUUUUCAUCAUUUAUAUUCUUUAUCCUACAGUGUAUUAAACUACCUAUUUUAUACAGUUACUUUCAAUCAAUAGUUAAAUAUGUUUUUCUUUUCAUUUAACAAUGGGAUGGUGCAGUAAUUGGAUCAUAUGUUAAGGGACAUUAAACACUAAAUACAUGCUAGAUAGAAUGAUGCAUUCAAAGAAAAGAUUAGUCCAUGACUAACAUGUAGAUGUAUUUUUUAAAGUUUCAUUCGUUUUUUAAAAAGUGACAAAAUAAGUGUAAAGUUUUAGUGUCUAUAAAACACUGGGAGCUGCCAUGUUGUAACUUGUGUUACCUUCUCUGCUGUGGCCAAUUAGGGUCAGUUAUAAAUAGGUCACUAGAGUGUGCAGCCAAUGGUUGUGCUGGAUUUAACAGUGUUCUGCACUUCCAUUUCUAACAGGAACUGAAAAGCUCACAAUUUCAGAAUGGAAUUACAGGCAAAGAGGACAAAAUAAAUAAUGAAAGUAUAUUGCAGAGUUGUUUUAUUAUAUACAAUUUAUCAUUUUAUAUUACCAUCUCAAAGUGUUUAAUGUCCCUUUAAGGCCUUACAAACAGGGUUCUAUUUAUUCACAUUUUGCUAUGUAUUACGCUUUUAAAAUAAAUAAAUUGUGUGUUUCUUUAAGAUA
Bombina bombina (fire-bellied toad) is the source of this 6571-nucleotide messenger RNA. RefSeq names its product fibulin-2. Gene Ontology annotation, cellular component: extracellular region. NCBI's taxonomy places the organism in Eukaryota, Metazoa, Chordata, Amphibia, Anura, Bombinatoridae. Gene Ontology annotation, molecular function: calcium ion binding. The record is from RefSeq and is a predicted model, not a curated record. The transcript is spliced from 13 exons. Bases 144 to 3110 code for a protein of 988 amino acids.